AUGGCUAGAGAAUCCUCUUCUUGGGGUAGUCGGUCGGAGAAUCUGACCGACGAUUCCCCGUUGGGUCUGAAAGUGGAGGCUUCUUCACUUUCUGAACUGAACGUUGAGUGGCUUCGGGAGCAAUAUUGCAUCUCGGAACAGUAUCAACUCUUUGCACCUGGUGUCGAUGGUCGGAUGAACUCUCCUCCUUCAGGCCAGGUUGUCUUUUAUGUUGAAAACCUUCAGGUUCGAGUGUUUUCUCCUGUUCCUGAAAAUGUGGCUGCAAGAAUUGACCUGCCAAAUUCUUUCUAUAACCUUUCAAGUCAAGAACUGAAGAGAGAAGCUGAGCUAAGGAAGAAAAGGAUAGCAGAAUCUCAGCUGCUCAUUCCUAAGUCAUAUAGGGAGAAGCUGGCAGUGGCUGCUCGGAAGAAGUAUGCGCGGACGGUUAUUCGAAUCCAAUUCCCUGAUGGCAUAGUUCUCCAGGGUGUCUUUCUCCCUUGGGAGCCAACAACUGCAUUAUAUGAGUUUGUUAGCUCUGCUUUGAAGGAGCCCAGUUUGGAAUUUGAGCUCUUGUGCCCAGCAGUGCCUAGGCUACGCCUGAUCCCUCAUUUCCCUAGACCCGGAAGUAAAACAUCAACCCUAGAAGACGAAGACUUGGUUCCUUCAGCACUACUCAAGUUCAAACCCAUCGAGACAGUUUCCAUUGCCUUCACGGGCCUGACCAAUGAACUUCUUCAAGCCAGUGAACCACUAACAAGUACGACGCCUGUCUUGUAGCUGUGGGACCUAGAAAGCCGGAAGCUCCAGUAAUGGUGAUGGCGACGGUGAGUGGUAAAUAGUCCAUUUAUAGACUGCUGAUUCGAAUGCAUUCAGAUCUCAGGUGGUCGAACAUUAGUCAACAUUGUGGUGAAAUUUGUUUGUAAGUCAUUGUAUCCCUUGAUGUGCGAGUGCACGGUAAAUAAUGCAUUUGCAAUCUACAUCAGUGGAUUGUUCUGUCUUGUUAUAAUAGCAGUGUGAUAAUCUCAGGAAGCGAAUGUAAGAACAGCAAAGGAAAUCAAGUGCCAUCGAAUUUCCGUACGGUUUCAAAGUAAAUCAUUUUGAAUUCUCUUAAGGAAA
Messenger RNA from Elaeis guineensis (African oil palm), 1095 nucleotides. Lineage: Eukaryota; Viridiplantae; Streptophyta; Magnoliopsida; Arecales; Arecaceae. The record is from RefSeq and is a predicted model, not a curated record.